CAAUAACCUCAAUCUGGUGUGGCGGGUUCCACUGUGUUGACUAAUUUGUUGGUUAGUGGUGUCACUUAGGUAGGUGGCUUGUUUGUUCAAGAUAACGUUAUUGAUUUAUAUCAUUCCAGUUCAGUGACAAGCUUGCGCAUCGGUAAUUUCAUAGUUUUGCAUGUAUGAAGUCUGGCCAGGUGAAUGACGUCAAUUUGGAACCGAGUAUAUCCUACUCUAAAUAAAAAGUCCAGUCGUUAUUUAAUAGAAUGCAAAAAGCAUUUAAAAGAAGUACUAAGGUCUGGCGUACUUGGUGCGGAGGCGGCUUCUCUCGAUAUUAUUGAGCUAAUACCUGGAAAAAAAUAUACCGAAAUUGAUGUCAAUUGUACAUUACCAGUGUGCCACAAUUUCAUUACACAGAUAAACAAAGAAACGCAAUCACCUACAGCACUAGCUUUUCGUAUUCAACAGUAUGUGAACAGUGGAAAUAGUGAAUUCAGGUCACUUUUGCACAAAAGUUAUCCAAAGAUGAAAAUUCCUGUUUUUCAUUUUUUUGUUACUGAACAGAUUUAUACAGUAAGCGUUCCUUCAAGGGACACAGGAAACUCGGAAUCAUCUGAUGAUGUAUCCAAUAUUUCAACUUUUAUCAAACCAAAUAAUGUCUAUGGUUUAGAACGUGACAAACUUAUCAAUGCAGUUAACUCAAGGCUAAAAGCUACUCGGAAGAAGCCACAUCCUUCAGAAUCAAGGAAUUUAGUAUCUGAAGAUGACUGUGAAUCGAACGAAGAUAUUUCACGUGAAAUUAAUUGUCGUAGCCAAACGACCACUUUUGCAUGGGCUAAAUUUUGGAAGGAGAGACAAGAUUGGCGGUCAGUAGCUAAACGAGAAAGAAGACGCGCUUGCCAGAGUUUUGGCUUAGAUUUCCUAACACUGAAACACAAUGAGAAUGAUGAUAAUAAUAUAGAAAAAUAAUGUUUGAUAGAUCAAUUUGUAAAUACUUACCUGUAAAGUACUUAAUUUUAUUUCGAGUUAUGCAUAGUACCUGUCGAAUGUUGUAUCUCAAGGAUACUG
Heterobilharzia americana is the source of this 1050-nucleotide messenger RNA. The record is from the annotation of a GenBank genome assembly. NCBI's taxonomy places the organism in Eukaryota, Metazoa, Platyhelminthes, Trematoda, Strigeidida, Schistosomatidae.